CUAUCGCGCUUUCUCGCCAUGGCAGUAUUUUGUCCCCAACUGCGAGCCGUAACAUGUCUCUCCUGGGCCACCGUAGAUCCGAACAGCGCAUAUGCUGUUCAUUCAAAUUCUUCGCGUGUUAUCUCGCAAAAUACCAUUUUUUAUUUAGUCUUAAAGAGCCAGGAAAGUGUCAAAAUGUCUGUCCAAAUAACAAAUUCCAACAACCCGAUUGUCUUCUUCGACAUAACCAUCGGAGGGCAGGAUGUCGGACGGAUGAAGAUCGAGCUGUUUGCUGACGUGGUUCCAAAGACGGCGGAGAAUUUCCGGCAGUUCUGCACUGGAGAGUUCAGGAAGGACGGAGUUCCUAUUGGGUUCAAGGCUUGCACCUUCCACAGGGUGAUCAAAGACUUCAUGAUACAAGGAGGGGAUUUUGUAAAUGGUGAUGGAACUGGCAUCUGCAGCAUCUACAGAGGUCCAUUUUCAGAUGAAAACUUCCGAAUGAAGCACUGUGCGCCUGGUCUUCUGUCCAUGGCAAACAGUGGGCCAGGGACAAAUGGAUGUCAGUUUUUCAUCACCUGCACUAAAUGUGACUGGUUAGAUGGGAAGCAUGUUGUUUUUGGAAAAGUGGUUGAUGGUUUGCUGAUCAUGAGAAAAAUUGAGAAUGUUACUACAGGACCCAACAACAAGCCCAAGCUCCCCAUCCUCAUUGCACAGUGUGGAGAGAUGUGAUCCAGCGAGAACUACACAACCUCUGUACACAUGAAGUAGUGUCUCAUAGUCACUUGAUACUCCUCAGCAAACAAAAACGCCACAUUUUUUCCUGUGUCGAUACAUUCGCCCAUAGUGCACAUUGAAGGACAGUAUAAAGUUCAGCAGUAUGUCAUUAUGGUCAUUUCUGUUUUGUAUAGCUAAUUCCAGGAUAACUUCUGCAUCCAAACCCAGAUCAGAUUAUUCACAUGGCAGGUGGGUUUUGGAUAGAAAAUGCGAUUUUCUUUUUUUGAUGCGAAACAUUCAAAUUCUUAUUUUAGUCACGCUGUGUUUCAAUUCUGAACAAUAAAUUGUUUUUACAUUUUGAUAAAC
Messenger RNA from Cottoperca gobio, 1059 nucleotides. RefSeq names its product peptidylprolyl isomerase H (cyclophilin H) (gene ppih). NCBI's taxonomy places the organism in Eukaryota, Metazoa, Chordata, Actinopteri, Perciformes, Bovichtidae. The coding region runs from base 19 to 708 and encodes 229 amino acids. Gene Ontology annotation, cellular component: intracellular membrane-bounded organelle; cytoplasm. Gene Ontology annotation, biological process: protein folding; protein peptidyl-prolyl isomerization. The transcript has 9 exons. The record is from RefSeq and is a predicted model, not a curated record. Gene Ontology annotation, molecular function: peptidyl-prolyl cis-trans isomerase activity; cyclosporin A binding.